Blastocystis hominis is the source of this 909-nucleotide messenger RNA. RefSeq lists its product as hypothetical. Bases 1 to 909 code for a protein of 302 amino acids. Lineage: Eukaryota; Bigyra; Opalinata; Blastocystidae. The record is from RefSeq and is a predicted model, not a curated record. The transcript is spliced from 2 exons.
AUGAGUCUCGAUGGAGAGAAUGUUGAGACUGAUAUCACGUACACGGAUGAUGCUCAGACAUUCACGUGGAGCAUACCAUCACGAUUGACACAGGCUGACUUGGUGUGGAAAUUGAACCAGUGUUUUGACUCGGCUGCACUAAACAUACGAUGGAUACCCGAGUCAGAUGGCUAUUACAUUCACGCGGACUACGUGUUCUCGUUGAGUGGUAACCUUGGCACGAUCAUUCCCGCUUCAGGAUCGCAAUCGCAUACAUGGCGUAUCCCUUUCGACGAUGGUGUGUACUAUGCCAACUACGGUCCGAUGGUUGCCGAGUAUCCUGUCGAUAUCACGAACGGUCUAUCGAACAUACAGCUGUAUUGCAACAUCGUGAAAAGCAAGACGAUACCACUGCUUGCGAAUGUCCCGAUGGACAGCUUGUACAAGAACUACUUCUACAAGAAUCGCAUGUUGGUACCAUGUUCUGAAUUGCUUGAUCGCAUCGUGUACGAGUUGAAGGACGAAAAUGGUGACCCGCUAUCGUUCAUUGGGAACGUGUACCUGCUGAUCGUGUUCAACAUUGCUCGAACGUACGAACAUGAAUUCACAAGUAACAAUCUCAUCAAAAGCGACAUGGUAAUCGAUCGAGUGACUAUGAAGGGAGAAUCGCCUGGUACCUGCCUUGUGCUCGAUCGAGUGAACAACAUGCAAGAACGACGACAGUCUCCGUUGGUUGUAUUGAACGAAGGAGGGGGAAGCUUCGCUUCCCCCGGGGAGUCUACGACUCCCCACACGUUUACGGAGAAUGCACACAUGAACGUCGUGGUACCCAAAAGUCGCAAAUGGUCAUUCUCGUUGACCGAUAAGACCGGUGCAACGAUUGCCCUGCCAAUGCCGAUUACAGUGUGCAUUCACUUCUACACACUGUAG